UCUCAGAUGAGCUUGGGCACAGAGAAAUUGUUUCAGAGUAAAGGGAGGCUUUACCCAGUAUAGUGUUCCUAAAUAAAUGCUCGGUGAGUGAGUUAACUGUAUAUUUGAAUCGUGAAAAUGUCGAAGGCUUUUGUCCCUCUUCGCACGCCGUACACGGCUACCUAAAACGUGCUAUGUUGUGACUGAAUGAGACGUCGUUCCUUGAAACGUGAAACAGCCGCACUUUUAACUUGAGCGCAUGUUUAUACUAAAACGUGAACUUCUCAUGGCUUUAACAUUGUAGUCCCUGCAGUUUUUAAAUCUCGUACAGUUUGUGUUAGCUUCAACGGUUAAGCUAACGGCUAAUAAAGCCGAAGGGAAGUAACCAAAACAAGAAGGUAGCCCCGCUGCUACUGAGCUUAAAAUACAAAGCUUUGAAUCAGUACGAAAGCCUCUCUGCUAACAUGUCAGCCGCGCAAAACGAGUCGAGGAAACGGAGCAAGAAGCGGUAUGUGGCCGGCCACCACAACAAGCGGUGGAAGGGCUCCCGAGAGCUGGAGGUGGGCAUGGAGGGGAUCCUCAUCACAUGCAACAUGAACGAGAGGAAGUGCACCGCGGAGGCCUUCAAUCUGCUCAACGAAUACGCCGACAAGCUCUACGGACCUGAGAAGUUGCAAGAUAAUACUGGGAGCAGCAGUGAAGAAGAAGAUGCUGAAGAAGAGGAUGUUGAGGUCGCACUGAAGAAGGAAGUGGCACAGCUGCAAGCAUCUGGAACUAAACCCGAGAGGCGCUUCCAGGCUUUGGACAGCGGGGCAAACAAUGUCAUCUUCAUCAAAACUCAAAAUCUGGAAUCUGACAAGUUGGUUCAUCACAUCUUGUCUGAUCUCCACACCACCAAGAAGAAAAAGUCCCGCGUGAUCCUUCGGAUGCUACCAGUAACUGGAACGUGCAAGGCCUUCCAGGAUGAUAUGGUGAAGUACCUGACCACCUUCUUGGAGCCUUGGUUCAAAACCCCAAGUUGUGCUACCUAUCAGAUCGCCUUCAAAGCCCGCAACAGCAGCCACAACAAGAGAGACGAAAUCAUCAAAUCAAUUGCAGGUCUUGUGGGGAAGCUGAACCCUAAAAACAAAGUGGAUUUGACGAACCCAGAAUUGACAAUCAUUGUGGAGGUCAUUAAGGCUGUGUGUUGCAUCAGUGUGGUAAAAGACUAUACACUGUAUAGAAAGUACAACGUUCAGGAAGUAGUAAAAGAAGAUGCACCAAAGCCUGAUGUGACAACAGCAAAAACAGAUGCAAGCACACCUGAGCAGAAGGAGAAACAGGAUGCAGUGGAGACGAACCAAGAAGACAAGAAAGGUGAAGAGGAAAAUGACAAAAAUGUGCCAGAGGACAAAAAGGAGGUUGAUAAGAGUCAAGGUGAAGGGGAAUAAGGGAUCCCUUUUAAAGAAAUGGGUUGUCAGCUGCUUAGUUAGAUUUAAAAUUUCUCAGACAUAAUAAGUUGCGUCAUAUUGUAGUAAUUUUGUUUUUAAAUGGAAGGAUAACAUUACUUAAAAAAAUAAUAAGGCUGACAAGAGUCAAACAGGGUCCUCAUAUAAUUUAAUGUCUUUUUUUUUUCUAUUCAUGACGAUGAGACACCGGUGCCAACUUCAUUAAGAUGUCCAUUUUAAAUAGCAGUGAUUUUGAAGUAACUGUACAUAUCACCCCUCUGCAGCAUAACUUUGCCAACAGCUCACAUUUUUUUAAUGCUGAAUUUAAUUUUUAAAUUUAUAUGUCAUUUUAUUUUUUGACAUUUUUAAACUAAAGAAAACAGAGUUUGGUUCAGGUCAGCUUGUGUGUCACAUGUAGUAAUAGACUGUUUUUGUAAGACAUGUUAUUUCCAAAAGCUGUACCUGAAUUAAAGCUGCCUGUGUUUUUGGCUGUAUCCUUUUCUCAUUUAAUGAUACAACGUGCCUCGCUGAUUGGCACAGCGAGGAAAAAGGGAAUUUGAAAACUGCUACUUAAACAUAAUGAAGUACGUAUAAUGUUCUCACCUGCGGGCUCUCAGGGCUUUUACGUUUCACAUCAUGGAGUAAAACGUCCUAUUUGACAUUGUGUCCCUCUAACCACCACCAUCAUCCUUGAACUGGCAGUUUCCUCUCUGCACCACAAGAUGGAGUUAAUGCCUCAUUUUCUAGAGGCAUGGACAUCUGUGUGACAAGUUGUGCUCAUGGGUUUAAUUAAUCACAAAACCUUAACCGUUGUUAAGCUUUCCUCAUGUCUUACCUACUUCACCUACCGUUCAAAUAAUUUUCUAUAUAUCUUGCAAUUCUUUGUGGUUGUGAAGAGUGUAGGCUUUCAUAUCGGUUUAAAAAGAUUACACCUAAUUUGAUAGAUCAUAUCCGACAAUAAUAUGUCUCAUGACAGAUGUUGUGAAUUUUCCUGUAUUUGACAGCAGAAAAGUGAUAAAGUGGAACUAACCACUACAAGCUGUGAUGCCAAAAAUCUGACCUGUUUUGGGUGUGAUGGUUAAUUUUUUUGAGUGGUAAAAUGCCUCAAUAAAAUUUGUUA
Molecule: messenger RNA, 2526 nt
Organism: Seriola dumerili (greater amberjack)
Lineage: Eukaryota; Metazoa; Chordata; Actinopteri; Carangiformes; Carangidae
Gene: thumpd1
Product: THUMP domain containing 1
Exons: 5
Coding region: 444-1409 (321 amino acids)
Biological process (GO): tRNA modification
Molecular function (GO): RNA binding
Source: RefSeq, a predicted model, not a curated record